AUGGCCAGCAUCAACCCAACAUAUCGCAUUGGAGUCGAUGUGGGAGGAACGAACACCGACGCGGUUCUCAUCUCCCUCGACCCUGUCUCUAUUGUUGCGUCACACAAAGCACCAACCACGCCCGAUGUCACUACCGGCAUCACCAAUGCCAUCAAAGCUGUCAUCGGCACAUCAAAUGUUUCCUUGGCUUCCAUUAGCUGUGUAAUCGUCGGCACGACUCAUUUCGUGAAUGCUGUCGUGCAGCGCUCGCCGUUGCUGCGACGCGUCGCGGUGGUACGGCUGUGUGGAGGCCCCGAGGAAGGCUUCGGCCGAGGAAUCCCGCCCUUUGUCGACUUCCCUGCAGACCUACGGGCGUGCGUCGAAUCGUCGCAGAACUACUUCUGUCAUGGGGGAUAUCAGAUCUCUGGAGGGGAGAUCAGCGCAUUGGACCGGCAGGAGAUUGAGCGGGUGGCGGAAGAGUUGGUGAAGAACAACAUUCUCAACGUGGUGAUUUCGGGGAUGUAUGCGCCCCUAUCCCACCUCCAAGAAAGUCAGGCCAAGGAUAUUAUCUUGUCCAGCAUGGCGAAACAUGCUGGAUCGGAGCUCAAGGCACGCAUCACCAUGUCACACGAGAUCUCGGGGCUGGGGUUUCUUGCUCGUGAGAAUGCUGCGAUUCUCAAUGCGACCUUGCGACCGCUGGCAGAGAGAACUAUAUUUGGGUUUCAAAAGGCGAUGGAGGACAUCUUCCAGGGAAAUAAUUAUACACUUUACCUGACGCAAAACGACGGUAGUGUCCUCAGUGCGUCCGAAGCAGUUGAACUUCCGAUCCGCACCUUCAAUUCCGGCCCGACAAACUCAAUCCGCGGUGGAGAGCUUCUCUGGCGUGCUGCCGCCGAAGCAGAUGGUCGCCAACAUGGCCAGAGAACGGAGGCCCUCGCAGUGAUCGAUAUCGGAGGAACAACCUCGGAUAGUGGAUUGCUACUACCAAAUGGCAUGCCGCAGAUGAGCUCCGUCAUGAGUCUUGUUGGCGGCGUUCGCACAAACUUUGCUCUUCCGGCCGUGGAGAGCAUUGGAUUGGGUGGUGGUUCGAUCAUCCGUCAACAGGAAGAUGGCCAUAUGUCUGUCGGCCCAGACAGUGUGGCGCUCGAGCUCCUUGAGAAAGCAAGGCUAUUUGGAGGCGAGUAUCUCACUUCUACCGACAUUGUUGCGGCAUCGGAAAUCUAUUCGCCGACCGAGCACGGCCCUUUCAAAGGCAUGGGCAAUCCCGGAAACCUGGCAGAUAUCACACCUGGAGUGGUGGCAAAGGCUCAAGCGGUCAUGAGAAAGAAAAUCGAAGAGCUCGUCGACCGAACUAAGAUUCAGAAAGGCGAUAUCGACGUCUUGAUCGUCGGGGGUGGUGCACCCAUCAUCAAAACAGACCAGCCUCUGGCCGGUGUGCGCAUGGUGAGGACUGUCAAGGGAGGUGAAGUCGCCAACGCCGUCGGGGCUGCGAUCUCACGAGUAUCGGGGGUCAUUGACACCGUCGUGGAUACGUCCAAUCAAAGCCUCAAACAAGCCCAGGAUGCAGUGUCAAAGCUAGCCAUCAACAAGGCGAUUGAGAGCGGAGCAAAGCCAGACACAAUUGAAAUUGCCGAGAUUACUAUGCUGCCGAUCCAAUAUGUCGACGCCAAAGCUCGAAUCAUCAUUAAAGCGGUGGGGCAAUUAGACAUCGUCGCCCAGCAAGCAGCGACUCCAACCCGAUCAGCAAGCGAGGGGGUUGCUUUAUAUGACCUCGAAAAUCACGGACAAGAGACCACUCCGAGUCCGAACCUGCGUGGGAGCCAAGCGGAACCCGAGAAAUUGGAUCUCCAGGCCUACCGUCCGGAGAUAAAAGACCAUCAAUGGAUCAUCUCGCCCACCGAUCUGGCAUUUAUCGCCGAAGGGUGUAAGAUCCUGGGCUGUGGAGGCGGUGGAGAUCCUUACCAGGAGUAUCUCAAGACAAUGGCCAUGAUUCGGGACAACCCCGGUAUCGUCAGGGUUGUCGCACCCGAAUAUCUGCCGGAUGAGGCAUUGGUGGGCUGGACCGGCUGCAUGGGCAGCCCCGAAGUCAGCAUGGAACGCCUGGAAAAUAAUGAGUGUCUCAAGGCACACGAAGAACUGAUGCGAGUGACACGCAGCCCACCGGUAUCUGGGUUCGUUGCUUUGGAAAUCGGAGGUGGCAACGGCGUCGUCAACCUGAGCGUCUCGGCGUAUUUGGGAGCCCUCUGCGUGGAUGCCGACUACAUGGGCCGCGCCUACCCGACAAUAUGGCAGGUUACGCCCAACGUGUAUGGGUCACCCAACGGUGAUGCGCUCGUACCGACAACAAUUGCAAGUGGAGAUGGAUCGUUUAUCACCAUGACAGCAUCUCGUACGGAUAGACUGGUUGAUAAAAUCCUGCGAGCCUCCUGUGUGGAGAUGGGCUGCCGCGCGGGAAGUGCUGGACCGCCGAAGCUCGCGUCGACAGUGCGGGAACAAGCAGUCACGAAUACGGUCUCGUUAGCUUGGUGGAUUGGCCGAGCCGUGGCGUUGGAGAAGAAUAUGGCCGAUAAGGCUCAGCGCAUCAUCGAUGCGGUUGGUGGUUCCGACACUGCGGCGAUUCUCGGCCAGGGCAAAAUCACCAGUGUGGAGCGAGUUCUCAAGACGGGUCAUACGUAUGGGGUUCUUGACGUGGAUGGAACACUGCAUGACGGAACCAAGGCAGUGAUGAAGGUUCCGUUCAAGAAUGAGAAUGCCCUUGUGGAAGCGGUAGUCAACGGAGAGUCUAGGAUAGUGGCAUCAGUGCCGGAUCUUAUUGCUGUGAUCGAUGCGGAGACGGGGUCUGGACUGGGGACUCCCGAGUACAAAUACGGUCUCAAGGUGGUCAUCAUCGCGAUUGCUGCCUCCCCACGCUGGACAGAUACCAAGAGAGGAAUGGAGCUGGGAGGACCAGGGUCGAUGGGCUUUGACGAGGUUAAGUAUACCCCGAUCGGAAGAUACACCAAACCUCGGAGUGUGAUUGAGGUGUUUGGUGGAAGUGGUGGUAGGGGUGCUACAGAGUUUUCUUCACUUAAGGUAGAGUAG
This is a messenger RNA of Penicillium canariense, 3060 nucleotides long. RefSeq names its product hydantoinase/oxoprolinase family protein. The transcript is spliced from 2 exons. The record is from RefSeq and is a predicted model, not a curated record. Gene Ontology annotation, biological process: glutathione metabolic process. NCBI's taxonomy places the organism in Eukaryota, Fungi, Ascomycota, Eurotiomycetes, Eurotiales, Aspergillaceae. Gene Ontology annotation, molecular function: 5-oxoprolinase (ATP-hydrolyzing) activity. Gene Ontology annotation, cellular component: cytosol. Bases 1 to 3060 code for a protein of 1019 amino acids.